AUUGUUCAUGUAUUUGUGUGUGGCAUCGUGUCUACAAGUGGCUGCCGCCAGUGUCUGCAUGGCUAUGAUGAUACAUAGGGGCUAGUGUAGAAUUUUAAUUGCAGACAUGCUGCUGGUCAUUUUAAACAUCAUCUCGUUUGGUGGGCUGACUGACAACAUCAAUUUUAUGAAGAAAUGUAAGGAAGCUUUCUAUCCUGUAGCCUAACAUUAGGCCUAGUUUGUACAUCGAGGUGUAAAAUACAGAGCUACAUCUUUCAUGAUGAAUUUGUAGGCUAUUCGUGGGAACACAUGAACUUGUCCGUGACUUAGCUGAAAUUCCAACGCAAUCACCUAAUUCUGUUUUACCCUAUCAACCGAACUGUUUACUUUCAACGACUAGUCGUUGUCCGAGAAGCUGUUUUGGUAAAACAGUAAGGUAACUUGGAACUAAAUCCCACUCCCCUGCCACCCAGAGAAAAAAAAAACAUUCCAUGACUUCCAUGGUCAAAUGCGUGCUCGCGUGUUUAAUGAGUGCACUUUGUGGGACAAAAUUGUCUAACCGCUGACCUCUUGCAGUAUUGUAAUUAUAGUGGUCAGUUUGGGAAUGCCUCGUAUGGAGAUGGACCUUAGAGCAUUUCAGUUUGAAGGCCUAUCUUUCUUUCUUUUUUAAAAAAGGACCAGUUUCGCAGUCCGUGGCGAAGAUCAUCUCCUUUCAGCAGACGUAGGGACGCUGGACGUUUGCUCACAUCUACAUGCGAGUUUGGAUGUUUAACUUGAUUUUUUGCCCUGAUACUUUUACGACACAUAUAAAUCAUAGACCAUGGUUACAUGACCGGACUAGGCCAGCAUCUCAGACGCCAGGAGACAGUUGUGGGUUGUAUUUUUUUUUCUGCCAAAAGCAUUGAGACGCUCACUGAAUACCAAACUAUUCCAGUAGCUUCCUCAUCGUUUUGGUUUUGUGUCAUUUUCAACAACUUAAGUCUCGAAACCCUUUUGCCCCAGCAGCCAGUAUCCAGGUAAUAUGACUAGAAGAACAACAAAAUGGCUCCAGGGGAAUCUGCCAUGUAUUUUCCCAGCGGCGUCCAAGACUGCUGACCGGAGAUAAGGACCGACCCCCCCCUCUGGCUUCCUCUGGCCAGUCCAGUCAGCCGUGAAGCCUGCCGGGCGGUGAGGGUGGGAAGGAGGGAGGGAUGGGCAACCUGCGCCUCUUCCGCCUCUGCCUGCUGCUGGGCUCCGUCUUCAUGCUCUUCCUCAUCAUCCUGUACUGGGACGAGGUGGGCAACGCCGGGCUGCACCUGCGCUCCUCGCCGCCCGCUCCCCCUCCUCCUCAUCACGUGCUGGCGGCCGUCGGCGGGCCGCCGCCACCGGUCACCCCGCGGUCCCCCGCCGUCUCCACCUCCACCCAGCUGACCACGUGGACAAGCGAGGACAAGGGCUACGCCUUCGUCUGGGACACGGACGCCUUUGACCACGAGGUGAUGGCCGACCCGGACCCGCCAGAGAACCGGCCCACGAAAGACUCGGCGGCUCGACUGCGGCAGCGUCCGGUGCUGAAACCCCCGGGAGGUCCGCGGGAGUCCACUGCGCCACCCCCGCCUCAGGAGUCGGAGCUGGCGCCCACUCAGGCCAGACCGUCACGGCCACCCACCACCACGACCACAACUACCACCACCACCACCACCACCUCAACACCAGUAGCCUAUAGGAACCAGACCAGUAAGCCCACACCAGCACAGAGCAGAGUCGACAUCUACGUCAAGCCAUCGAGCCGCCCAGCACUCCCCGCUCCACCCACGCCCCCGUUCUUCAGCCUCCUGCAGCGCCAGGCGGAGCGCCGGCGCCACCUACAGGAGGCCUGCGCUGCGGACAGCGGCCUGGACUUCCCCGGGAAGCUGCGCUCCUUCGAUCAGAUCCCCAGCCAGGCCCUGGACCACCUGAUCGUGGACGACCGGCACGGCGUCAUCUACUGCUACGUGCCCAAGGUGGCCUGCACCAACUGGAAGCGCGUCAUGAUCGUGCUGGGCCAGAAGCUGGUCGCGGCGGCAGGGGGCAUCAUCAUCAACAACGGAGGAGGAGGAGGAGGGGGGGGCGGUGACCCCGACGACCCCAACGCGGCGCCAACGCCGUACCGGCGGCCUCAGGACGUGCCGUCGGAUCUGAGCCACAACGGCACCCUGCAUUUGACCUUCAACAAAUUUUGGCGCCGCUACGGCAAGGCGUCACGCAGCCUCAUGCAUGCCAAGCUGCGCAAGUACACCAAGUUCCUGUUCGUGCGCGACCCCUUCGUGCGCCUCAUGUCCGCCUUCCGCAACAAACUGGCCCAGCCCAACGAGGACUUCUACCGGCAGUUCGGCGCGCGCAUGCUUCGGCGCUACGCCAACGUCACCCAGCUCCCGUCCACGGCCCGGGAGGCCUUCAAGGCGGGUUUGCGGCCGUCGUUCGCCGACUUCGUCCACUACCUGCUGGACCCCGAGACGGAGAAGGAGGAGGCGUUCAAUGAGCACUGGCGGCAGGUGUACCGCCUGUGCCACCCUUGCCAGAUCGGCUACGACUUUGUCGGCAAGCUCGAGACGCUGGACGAAGACGCACGGCACCUCCUCCACAUCCUGGACGUGGACCGGCAGAUCCAGUUCCCUCCCGGCUACCGGAACCGGACAGCGGCCAGCUGGGAGCGCGACUGGUUCGCCAACGUUCCGCUCGAGGACAUUAGGAGGCUGUAUAAACUGUACGAGCCUGAUUUCCGGCUAUUCGGAUAUCCCAUGCCCGACACAUUGCUCCAUGAAUGACGCACACAGAUGUGAUACCAAUCCAGCACUUACUGACCCUCUACAAGGGUUACUCCAGUGAUGGUGUUUUCUUGUGUGACUGAAGAGGACUAAUGUUGACUAUGGAGGCUAUGGUAGCUAAGUUAAUGUCGCAGAGCUGCCAACUCUCACACAUUGAGAGUGAGAUUCAUUCAUUUAAUUGGCUCCACAUGCUCUUACACCAAUUGAAUGUGUGAGGGUUGGCAGCUCUGAAUGUUGAGUAAGGACUAUGGUAGCUAAGCUAACUUUGAGUAGGGAUGCUAUGGUCGCUAAGCUAAUGUUGAGUAAGGAUGCUAUGGUAGCUAAGCUAACGUUGAGUAAGGAUGCUAUGGUAGCUAAGCUAACGUUGAGUAUGGGAGCGACAGUAGCUUCCAAAGCAUCAAAGUUAUGAGAGUCAACAGUGAGUUGGCCAUUAGCCGUUCUACGCAACAGUGGCGCCACAUCAAAAGGUCUCUUCUCUAAUUAGUACUGCUAAGUGUAAGAACCGCGGAACCACACAGGACUAACUGCUAACCCGACAUGUUGUGGCUUGGGUCCCACACAAGCGAUUAAAAGGCAUAGAUUAGUGGCGCUUUGUCGUGAGCACUCCUAGCAGACCGUGCCUUCAAAGGGAGAGGAAUGUGUUGUUGUUAUUUGUUGUUGUUAUUUUAAAUGACAUGUUUUCUGUUUACGCAUUGUUACAUCUGUACUGUACAUGAUGUGAAGAGUGUUGUCCAUAAACAUCUGAUGUGGAACACCCUG
Messenger RNA from Alosa alosa (allis shad), 3524 nucleotides. Its product is annotated as carbohydrate sulfotransferase 12-like. NCBI's taxonomy places the organism in Eukaryota, Metazoa, Chordata, Actinopteri, Clupeiformes, Clupeidae. Gene Ontology annotation, molecular function: sulfotransferase activity. Gene Ontology annotation, cellular component: membrane. The transcript is spliced from 2 exons. Gene Ontology annotation, biological process: proteoglycan biosynthetic process; carbohydrate biosynthetic process. The record is from RefSeq and is a predicted model, not a curated record. The coding region runs from base 1170 to 2765 and encodes 531 amino acids.